AUGUCUGCUUCUGCUGCCAUUGCUAGUGUUGCUAAUACUACUAUUUACGCCACGACUGCUAACACUGCUACUGCUGCUGCUGCUGCUACUACUACUACUACUACUACUACUACUACUACUACUACUACUACUGCUACUACUACUAUUACUACUACUUAUACCAGUAAUAAUAAUCCACAUUUCUACUACCGCUACUGUUACCACUACUACUACUACUACUACUACUACUACUACUACUACUACUACUACUACUACUACUACUACUACUACUACUACUACUACUACUACUGCUACUACUACUACUACUACUACUACUACUACUACUACUGCCACUACUACCGCUACUAUCACUGCCACUACUACAGCAACUACUACUACUACAACCACCACUUCCACUGCUACUACUACUACUACUACUUAUACUAA
This is a messenger RNA of Spirometra erinaceieuropaei, 426 nucleotides long. The record is from the annotation of a GenBank genome assembly. Lineage: Eukaryota; Metazoa; Platyhelminthes; Cestoda; Diphyllobothriidea; Diphyllobothriidae.